Molecule: messenger RNA, 1674 nt
Organism: Ricinus communis (castor bean)
Lineage: Eukaryota; Viridiplantae; Streptophyta; Magnoliopsida; Malpighiales; Euphorbiaceae
Product: lipid droplet-associated hydrolase-like
Exons: 12
Coding region: 159-1151 (330 amino acids)
Biological process (GO): lipid storage
Cellular component (GO): lipid droplet
Molecular function (GO): lipase activity
Source: RefSeq, a predicted model, not a curated record
ACAUAUAAGGACAACAAAUAGAUACAUGCCAAGUUCCCAAUCCAGUAUGCAUACUGGAACCAUAUUAGAUGAUCUUAGCUUACACCUGUUUCUGGCUGUGUUAUCUUCAUAUAUUGCCUAGUUCUGGAAAAAUAGUUUGCAUCUGAAGUCUUAAUUUAAUGACCAUCAUGAAACCUGUGAGUUUCAGAUUAUGCAAUGUCUCCAGUUACACUACUGAAUUGCUAGAGAUUGAAGCUGAUUUUCCUAAAUUACAUGUGCUGUUUAUCCCUGGAAAUCCUGGUCUUGUUGCACUCUACAAGGACUUUUUAGAAUCCUUAUAUGAGCGGCUUGGAGGUGUUGCAUCCAUAACAGGCAAUCUCUCUCUCUCUCUUGUUAACCACUUUUCUAAUUUAACCAAAUUGUUUUACAUUUUGUGUUCAUCUACAGCUAUUGGACACAUUUCUCAUACCAAAAAGGACUGGGAGCAUGGAAGGUUGUUCUCGUUGCAAGAGCAGAUUGAUCACAAGGUGGACUUCAUCACCCAUGAAUUGCAAAAUGUCGAGGCUCCUAUAAUCUUGGUUGGGCACUCUAUCGGUUCAUACAUAUCUAUUGAAACACUGAGGAGGUGUGGAGAGAAGGUGAUAUAUUGUAUAGCACUCUAUCCAUUUUUAACAUUAAACCCGAAGUCAAUAUGGCAGCCUAUUAUCAGGACGAUUUCAGAGUCCUCGGUCCUCUCUGCAGCCGUAAGUUUCAGUGUUGCAUUAUCAAGAAUGCUACCUAAGUGGGCUUUAAGGUUAAUUGUGUUCAAGUUUAUUGGGAAAUCAUGUUCUGCUACCGCCGCUGAGGCUGCUUGUAGUCAUUUGCCGCAGUACCAUAUGAUCCGGAAUAUUCUCUAUCUGACGAUGACAGAAUUCAGGGAGCUUUCGAAGCCGCCGGAUUGGACAUUCAUGAUGGAAAAUAAGGAUAAAAUCACAUUUUUGUUUGGUGAUGAUGACCACUGGGGUCCCCUGCAAUUGUUUGAGGAGAUCUCAAAGCAAGUUCCUGAAAUUGCUCUAUCAAUUGAAAGAGAAGGUCAUACUCACUGUUUCUCUUGUACUGAAGCUGGCUCAGAAUGGGUAGCUGGACAUGUAGCAUGCUUGAUAAAGAAUCAAAUACCUAGUUCGCAGCAAUAAGGCACUUCACCCACAAUUUUUCCUGGAGAUGAUGAUGCUGUGUGGGCUCUAAGGGGUCUUGAUCUUAGGGAAGUGGUGGAGACUGGUAAAGAUCCCCCAUCUUUGGCUCAGAUCAGGCGUCUUCCUUGAUUAUAAGAAACCAGUGUACCUUAAGCGAAUUAUGGACAAUAAAAGAAAAAACACAACUUGAUUUUCUUUCCAAGGCUCAAAAGCCGCAGCCUGGAGAUCCAAGCUGGACAGCCUUUACAUUAUUAUGGGUCAUAAACAACAAAAACAUGUUUUUUUUCCUUUUUCUCUCUAGUCUCAAGGAGCUACAUACUCGAGCUGGGCAGCCAUUACAUAUAUAUGGGCAAACUUUCGUAUCAAAUGUUACUUGGAUAUUCAAAUUAAAAUCUGAAUAUGCUCUCAAUUAUGGCUUCUGUAUGAUAAGAUGUUGAACAAUAACAUACCUACACGUAUGAUAAUUGAAAGUAUUAAAAGAAAAACACAUUUCUUAAUAUUUAACCAGAGAUUAGGAUUUGUA